Messenger RNA from Dreissena polymorpha, 3723 nucleotides. RefSeq lists its product as uncharacterized. Bases 548 to 2839 code for a protein of 763 amino acids. The transcript has 13 exons. The record is from RefSeq and is a predicted model, not a curated record. Lineage: Eukaryota; Metazoa; Mollusca; Bivalvia; Myida; Dreissenidae.
AACGCAUCAAUGACAUAUCAACAGACUUAACGUGUUAUUUGGUUUCAUGCGCUUUCAAAAAAUCAUUUAAGUAUUAUAAUGAUAGUGUUGCUAAAAUUAAUGCCACCGUUUGUAUUUUUGAACGAAUCACGCGAAUCGUAUGAUAACAAGGUGGAUGAUCGUGUAAUUUAUAUUAACGUACAUUUUCGUCAAAUUCUAAAAUAUGAAGUCGUAGUAAGUUUAUUUAAUAUUAUAAGUUACGGAUAUAUUUCUAAGUUCAAAAAAUAAGAUGAACAGUUUACAGACUUUAACUCCUUAUUAAACGGACAACAAUAAAUUCGAACAAAUGACAUUAUAUGGAUUUACCUUUACAGUCUUUGUUUAGAACAAUAUUGGUUGAGAAGAUCAAACUUCACGCUUAUGAUUUGUUGGUAAUAAUAUCACAAAACUUACAUUGACAUUUGUGGACCUGUAAACUUUAAUAAGAAAAGUGAUGAACAGGGAUUUCUUUUUCAUAUAUAAACAAAGCUAGUUAAUACACAGCCUUAUUAAAUGAAACUAUAAUAUUAUGAAAAUGACUGCCGUCGCACGACCAUUUACCCCGAAGGAAAGACCAAAAGAUUUUUACAAAAAGGGUUCAACGAUGACUUAUAAACAAGUUAUGGAGGACAGAGAAAAAUACAAUUUUCGGACUUCCGUUCGCCCAUCAUCGGCACCGAACAGAGAGUCGAGAGAAUAUCUCAAGUUUGUUUUACGAGAUCGUGUAGUCCCAACAUCAGCAAGAAGCAGAACACGGUUCGGACACGCAGCCACUUCGGAUAUGAUAUGCGAAGACAAUGUACUAAACAGCCAAGACCAUGGAAAAGAACCUAAAACUGACGAUAGAGACAUGUAUCAACUGGUGAAGGCGGCAAAGGAGGCGAAGACAUUUGAAGAGGAAGCGGAAUUCUUCCGGAAGCUCCAGCGCAACAUACAGGAAGCGGAAGUCAGUGACGGCGACCGGAAGGACGCGGCGCCCGUCUUCAACAAGCGUCUAUUCGCGUCGCAGGGCGCGGUGAUUAUCACGCGGGAGGCCAGACGCUUGAUGGAGCAAAACGUCGCGCUGAACGAGACCUGCGAUGUCACCAAAGCGCUUUCAAAAUCCGAACUACAGAGUCUCAGAUGUGUUGUUGAUGGGCUCAAGUUGAUUCACAAAGGGUUCGAUUUCGUAAAGGAUGUUUUGAGUAGAGUCAUGACUUACGAGGUAUACAACGCUUUUGAGCACGUGCAGACGAAAUCCUGGGAGGAGCAACUGGGCUGUUAUUACAUCUUGAACGGAGCCGUAGAAGUGACGUACGAUCUGAGGGCAACCGAGUCACGUAACGUCUACCAAGCCAACAUCAUAUACAGCCAUGGGACUGGCGAAUAUCUCGGUCUGGUAAGCCCGGAGGGCCCUACCGAAGAUCUCUCCCCACCCGCCACGAUCUACACGAAGGAGAUGACGCAGUUUAUCCGCAUCGACCGCCACCGCUUCCACGCGCUCAUGAGCCUUGCCAGAGAGAUGAUCAACAACCGGAAGUUGAGGUACAUCAGCAGCCACAGCUUCCUUAAGGACGUGUCGGAGGAGGUGAAGCAGAAAAUCCUGCAUAAAUUGACCAUACAGGAGUUCCCGGCAAACAAGGUGCUUCUAUCUCAGAAUGACGUCACAGAGAACCUAUUCGUCAUCAUGAAAGGUCGAUGUCAAACUUACCGCGAAGUGUUCAUACCGGAAGCAGAAAGAAAGGUCCUUUUCUACCUCACUAGCAGAGAGCAGGACGACUUUUUCGGGGAGGAAUGUGUCCUUGACGAGUUGCCAGCCAUCUGCACAGUGGUCACUGUAACUGCUUGCACGUGCAUGAAAGUUCACCGGUCCGCUCUGAAAAUGGUGAACAAAGAGAAGCUUGCCCGCUACAUAGACGAGGCGCGGCACGAGAAUCCGAGCGACCAGGAGCUGAGGGAUAGGGGCUACAAUGACCACAUCUGGAACCGCUACAAGCACGCGGAGAUCAAGGUCACACUCAAGGAGGGAGGCAAUCUGCGCUACCUCAGUCGGCCUCACAGCGCCAUGGUCCGGGAUCGGCAGCCCUCUGACAGUGAAAUGCACGAAGAAAACAUGCGACGUUUCCUUUUGAAAGGUUCACAGUUUUUGCCAGUCCGGGCGAAGUCCGCCUAUUGUCCGAGAAGCAACGGAAAUAUACGUCAGUCCCGUCGACCUAAGACGGCUUUUGUCGGACUUGUUACGGAAACUACCGAGGAUAAAACGGAAUCAUUCGAAAGCAAUGCUCAGGAUUCCGGACAAGAUGCGAUAGAUGUUGUGAAUGCGAUGAACGUCCCGGUCAAGCAGACAGAUUCAGCUCUGAUCUCCUUAGACAUGGCCAAGGACAUAGACCAAAGAGUGGAAAAGGUCCAUCGGAAAAGUAUAGUUCCCUUGCUACAGGCAAUGCAGUCGAAGGAGAGGCUAAUGGCGGCGCUUGACGAACAGAAUGACGUAGGGUCCGUAAUCAGUCAGGCAUGGCGGGCUGAGCAUGCGCAGGACGCACAAAACUUCAUGAGAAACGGUGUUAUGGUAACUAUGACCUCGGAAGAUAUCGUGCGGAAAGCCAAGGCCUUGGCGGACUCGUAUGCGGACUCAUGGAAGAAAAAUAAGGCCGUAAAUGAUGAGGAAUGGGACACGAUACUGCACGCGGAGAACAAGCAGGCGAAGAUGCUCAUCACCGCAAACAAGAUGCGCAUGAAGGACUUAAAGCGACGCCUGGCGGAAAUCCAGAAAAAACGGGAACGAGACCGGAAACGGAACGCUCCUAGGCAACACGGAGAAUUCUCCGAUACGGAGUCCGACUAGGAGUUCCGGUCAUAAUUAAAUGGCGGACUUGGUUGAUAGUCAUUUAUUGGAAUGUAAACUUUAGGCAUUUAGACAUGUGUUAUCGUAUACUAGUGUAAGGAUUAACAGUAUCAGCGAUUUCGAAAAUACAGUGUCUGUGGAAUCACAGAGAAGCUGUUGUCUUUGAAUGUGGUCAUUGGUGAAAUGCCUUUAUAAAUGUAAAGGUAAACAACGGGGCAGCAUUCCAACAUCUCAUUCAGGUGGGUGUAGGCGACAUAAUGGUGUCCGCCUAAUGACCGGCAGAUCAAGGGUUCAAUCGCCAAUUAUGAGGCUCUUUCAAGGACAACACAAGUGUGGACUGCUUAGACGAAACACGGACUUGAGCGUAUCUAAAAUAAGCUUUCGACUUGAGAUGCAAUUAGUUAACAAUAAAUGCGCUUUCUUCAAAAACUAAAGGAAAAGCUGAGCAAUAAGCUGAAAUACAUACAUGAUGCGAUGACGCCUGUUUUUGCACUAAAACGUACGGGACCAAAAUUACUUACUGUCGGGUGCAAUGCAAAUUUGUAUUUGCAGAAACGUGAAAGUAAAUUGUGUUUGCAUGGUGAUACACAAUUUUAUGAAUUUACCUUGUGCAAGAGAUACGUGUGAAUGUAAUUGUUCAGAAAAUGUGAAUCUCAAUUUUUGACUUUCUUUCAACGAUGCUUCUACCAUACGAAACUGUAAAUAAGUACGUAGAAACUUAUUCAACCUUAUCUGUAAAAAGUAUGCGAGAAUUGUUCUAAAUUUAUUCAGACUGACACUUGUUUCGCAAACAUGUAUGGGACUUGAUAAAAAUGAACGCGAUAUGUAAAUGCGCCUUUUCAAGUUUGUUAAAUCGACAAAAUAAAUACAAUUUGUUUCAGAUU